Messenger RNA from Capra hircus (goat), 3238 nucleotides. RefSeq names its product family with sequence similarity 185 member A (gene FAM185A). NCBI's taxonomy places the organism in Eukaryota, Metazoa, Chordata, Mammalia, Artiodactyla, Bovidae. The record is from RefSeq and is a predicted model, not a curated record. The transcript is spliced from 8 exons. Bases 247 to 1404 code for a protein of 385 amino acids.
GGGAGUAUGUAAGCGGUUCUGGUCAGGAUGGAUACUUAGAACUUUAAAAUUCCAAUUUGCCGCCCAGACCCGUGUAGCUGACGUUUACAUUGCUGAAUGAAGUGAGCGGUUUUGCUGUUGCUUCAGCAAACCCUCUUAUCAAGCGUCUGUCUCCCUUUUGGCUUGGUCAGCACAGUGGCAAGCCGACUGGACUUGGAGAGACUAACCUGAGGCUGAAGUAAUCUGUGGGAGAAAGAGGGGCAUGCCAUGUUCCCCUUCACGGGAUGGGGGCUGGGCUGCCUCCGGCUCUGUCUGCUCAGAGUGUGGGCCGGCGAGGCCACCGGGCGCUGGGCCUGUGGGACAUGUCAGUCCCGGCUGUACGGCUCAGGUGGGUCCCAGCCCGAGGUCUCUAGGUCUGACUCUGCGCGCGGGACUCUGAAGGAGUGGGCGCUGCUGGUGAGCCCUUUCGGCCGUCUGCGGGCGCGGCUCCCAUGCCACCUGACUGUGAGGCCCCUGGACCCCCUCACCUACCCAGACGGCGACCGCGUGCUGGUCACAGUGAGCGGAGUGGAGGGCGGGGCGCGGGCCUUGGCCGGCCUGCAGGUGAACUACGACGAGGCGCAGAAGGAGGUGACCAUCGUGGCUGAUGUCAUCGACCACCAGGCGUCCGUGGAAGUGAACGCGCCCCUGAAGUUUGAUUUGAAUAUCCAGUCAUCAGGGUCUGGCUGUGUAAAGGUCCAAAAUAUUGAGUGUGAUAAUUGCAAAAUUGAAACUGAGCAGGGGACUAGCAUCUUACAGUCUGUUAAGAGUCAAAAAUUACAUGUUCAAACAACAGGAGGCAAAGUGAUCUGCCUGGGAACGAUUUAUGGAAAUAUAGAUAUCCAUGCAUUGGAUAAAAGUACUGUGACUGUAGAUAAACUACAGGGAAGUUCUGUUAAUAUAUCUACUGAAGAUGGUUUGCUGAAAGUCAAGUAUCUUUAUACAGAAUCAUCGUUUCUGUCUUCUGCUGCUGGGGAUAUUACAUUAGGAAGUGUUCAUGGUAAUAUAACAUUACGAAGCAAAAUGGGUAACAUCACAGUAGAUUCGUCUUCUGGAUGUCUAAAUGCUUUGGCUCAGCAGGGUGCCAUAGAUGUUUAUGUCAGCCAACUGGGAAAAGUGGAAUUGAAAGUCCAUAAAGGCUCUAUUCUUGUCAAGGUUGCAUCUUCUCUUCAAGCUUAUUUACAGUUAUCAGGGAAAGAGAUUGAUAUGAACUCAGAUGUCCAUGUUGAAGAAAUGAAUGAAGCUCAUAAAGAUGAUGGUGUGAUAAUUACUGGAUUCCUGAAUCAAACAAGCGAACAUGAAAAAUGGAUUAAGGCUGAUGCCCCAAAAGGAACUAUACGUUUUAGAAGCCAAAGCUGGUUUCAGUCUCUGAAGCUGCAGGACUGAAUGACUUGAAUUAUAUUUCUAAUUUUUAACAAUGACUAGUAGAUCUAUGACUACAAAAAAGCAAAUACCAGUGUUCAUACAAAUGUUGAAAACAAUAAACUGGAAUGUCUUGGAGAAAUCUUUUCAAAAUUUGUACUUUGCUGUUAGUUUUCUUUCGUAACAAAUUACCACAAACUUAAUGACUUUGAAAAAUACCUGUUUGUCCUGGGAUCUCCUGGAUGCUGCCACUACCUAGCACUAGCCCCAAGGCCUCUAUAGUCAACCACCUCUUUACCUGGUUCCAUCAACCAAUGGCCAGCAGCCUCUGCACAAGGAAGCACCUGGCAACCAAACUGAUCAGGGGCCAACCAAGCCUACCAGACCACCUACACAGUGAGUCUGCCAAAACAGAAAGACCCAUGCCCUCAUAGGGGGAACUCCUAAGGCAUAUAGCUUUUGAUGAGAGGAGAGUGCACUGCUGGAACACAGAAGAUCAUUUCUUCAUGACUGGAAGACUUAACCAACAUGUCAGAUACAUAAAAAACAAAAACAGCUAGUUAGGCAAAAUGAGGCAACAGAGGACCAUGUUCCAAACAAAGGAUUGAGAUAAAACCGCAGAAGAAGAACUAAGUGAAGUGGGAGAUAUGAAAUCUAACCAAGAAAGAGUUUUAGGAUAUCAUCAUAAAAAUGGCCAAAGAACUUAGGAAAAGAAUGGCUGCAAAGACUGAUAAGUUAGAAGUUUUUAACAAAGAAAAAAAGAACAACCAAACAGAUGAAGAAUAUAAUAACUGAAAUGAAAAAUACAGUAAAAUCAAUCAGUAGUAGACUAAUACAGAGGAAUGGAUCUGAAGCUGGAAAACAGAGUAGUGGAAAUCAGUUAUGCUGAAGAGAAAACAAUGAAUAGAAAUGACGUUUCAAGAGACUUCUGAGACAACGUCAAGCUCAUUUUUAUUUGCAUUUUAGGAUCCCCACAGAACAGAGAGAAAGAGGCUAAGAACAUAAUUGAAGACAUAAUAGCUGAAAACUUUCCUAUCUUGGAAAAAACAAACAAAACCCAAAAUUAGUCAAAGGGAAGAAAUCAUAAAAAUCAGAGCAGAAAUAAAUGAAGUAGACUCUUAAAAAAUACAAUAGAAAAGAUCAGUGAAGCUAAGAGCUUAUUCUUGGAAAAGAUAAUCUGAAUUGAUAAACCAUUAGCCAGAUUGAUUGAGAAAAGAAAGAUCCAAAUCAAUAAAGUCAGAAAUGAAAAAGGAGAAGUUACAACUGAUGCUACUGGAAUACAAAGGACCAUAAGAGACUACUGCAAACAACUAUAUGUCAAAAAAGGGGACAACAUUGAAGAAAUAGGCAGAUCCUAAAAAUGUAUGCUAAAAGGAAUCAAUAGUAGACUCCCAAGACUGACUCAGAAGUAGAAAAUAUGAACAAAUCAAUUAUAAGUAAUGAAAUUGAAUUAGUGACAAAAAAUUCCCAACAAACAAAAAGUCCAUGACCAGAUGGCUUCACAGAUGAAGCCUAGCAAACAUUUAGAGACUAGUUAGCAUUUAUGCUUCUUAAACUAUUCCAAAAAAUUGCAGAGGAAAGAACACUGCUGAACUCAUCCCACAUGGCCAGAAUCACCAUAAGAUCAAAACUAACAAAGAUAAUUAUACACAUAUACAAAUUAUAGGCCAUUAUAACUGAUGAAUAUUGAUGUGAAAAUCCUCAACAAAAUAUUGUCAAAUCAAAUCCAACAAUACAGCAAAAGGAUCAUACAUGGUGAUCAAGUGGGAUUUAUCUCAGGGAUGCAAGAAUUUCUCAGUAUACACAAAUCAAUCAAUGUGAUACACCAUAUUAACAAACUGAAUAAUAAAAACCACAU